AUGCAAACCGGCAGCGAUGAUGUCAGUGAAGAAACGCAAACCGAGGAGCCACUGAAUGAAAUCAAAUGGACUCAACAUCCGCCACACGAUGACUACGGCUGGGGAUCAGAGAGUGCAAGUCAUGAGUCUGUGGAAUCUAAAGAGGACGAAGAAAUGGCCAUGUUCCGCGAAAAUCAUCUACAAAAUCCUCGUCUGAAGCAGUUCGUAGAAGCUGCUGGACAAGUUGUAAUCGACUUGAUCACAUCACGCCAAAAGACUUCAUCUGACCUUCUUCUGCAGAACAAGAGCGUCUUCUCCUUUAGUUUGGGCUAUAACUCAUUCGAACUCGGUCCAAUCUCGCAAGCAAAUCGUGUCACAACUAUCGGCCUCAACUCAAAGGAGCCUGAUAUCCUUUUGGCGGGGUUCUUCAUCAAGGAAUCACCUGCUGAAGAUAUUGUUAAUCGAACUCUUCUCGUAGAAUUCUACCUUGACCAACGCCCUCCGAAAAGGCUCUUCUUAUCGGAGGGUGAUGUCACAUCUACGUGCUACACAGCAGAUGGUACUGCGUUGGUAGCUGGCGUGGUCGAUGGUGCGGUGGAAGCGUUUGAUUUGUUGGAACCAUCAACUGCUUUUCCGUCGUCUAUGCCUUGGAUGGAUAGUCCAACUGAUAUUGCCCUGCGAUUGCCCGCCUACGAUUCAUCGUUUCUCAGUUCGACGCUAGCUGAUGGCAAGGCGCACCCAAUUGUGGAAGUUCAGGUCAUGCAGAAUGAGAAUGAGUAA
Molecule: messenger RNA, 759 nt
Organism: Haemonchus placei
Lineage: Eukaryota; Metazoa; Nematoda; Chromadorea; Rhabditida; Trichostrongylidae
Source: the annotation of a GenBank genome assembly